Molecule: messenger RNA, 1875 nt
Organism: Pygoscelis adeliae (Adelie penguin)
Lineage: Eukaryota; Metazoa; Chordata; Aves; Sphenisciformes; Spheniscidae
Gene: DEF6
Product: differentially expressed in FDCP 6 homolog (mouse)
Exons: 11
Coding region: 1-1875 (624 amino acids)
Cellular component (GO): nucleus; cytoplasm
Source: RefSeq, a predicted model, not a curated record
AUGGACCUGCGAGCGGAGCUGCUGAAGUCCAUCUGGUACGCUUUCACCGCCUUGGACGUGGAGAAGAGCGGCAAGGUCUCCAAAUCCCAGCUCAAAGUGCUGUCUCACAACCUGUACACGGUGCUGUGCAUCCCCCACGAUCCCGUGGCGCUGGAAGAGCAUUUCCGCGAUGACGACGACGGGCCGGUGUCCAGCCAGGGUUACAUGCCGUACCUCAACAAGUACAUCCUGGAUAAGGUGGAGGAAGGUGCUUUUGUGAAAGAAAACUUUGACGAGCUCUGCUGGACCCUGACCGCAAAGAAGAAUUACAAGCCCGACCGGAACGGUAAUAGCGUUGUAUCCCACCAAGAUGCCUUCAAGCUCUGGUGUCUCUUCAACUUUCUGUCUGAAGACAAAUACCCUCUCGUCAUGGUGCCAGACGAGGUGGAGUACCUGCUGAAGAAGAUCUGCACAGCCAUGAACGUGGAGCUGAACUCCUGCGAGCUGGAUGACUACCUCUCCCAGGAGCCGCAGCGGCAGGGGGGGCUGACGGUCUGGCAGUUCCUGGACAUGGUGAACUCGGGGCGGUUCCUGCGAGGCAUCGAGCAGGAGGCCAUCAGCAUGGCCGUGGAGGAGGUGUACCAGGAGAUCAUCGAGGAUGUGCUCAAACAGGGCUACCUCUGGAAGAAGGGCCAGCUGAGGAGGAACUGGUCGGAGCGGUGGUUCACGCUGAAGCCCAGUGUCCUGUCCUACUACAUGAGUGAGGAACGGAAGGAGAAGAAGGGGAGCAUCGCGUUGGACAAGCACUGCUGCGUGGAGGUGCUGCCCGACCGGGAUGGGAAGAGGUGCAUGUUCUGCGUGAAGACCUCCUCCCGCACCUACGAGAUGAGCGCCUCCGACACCCGGCAGCGCCAGGAGUGGACAUCAGCCAUCCAGACGGCCAUCCGGCUGCAGGCUGAGGGCAAGAAGUCCCUGCACAAAGACCUGAAGCAGAAGCGACGGGAGCAGCGGGAGCAACGGGAGCAGCGCAAGGCGGCCAAGGAGGAGGAGACGCAGCGGCUCAAGCAGCUCCAGGAGGAGAAGGAGCGGAAGCUGCAGGAGCUGGAGCUGCUCAAGGAGGCCCAGCGGCAGGCAGAGAUACUCCUGCAGGAGGAGGAGCAGCGGCGGAGGCAGCAGCACGAGGAGAUGCAGAGGACUCUGGAGAUCCAGCUGCAGGAGGCCGAGCAGGCUCGCGCCUCCAUGCAGGCAGAGAUGGUCCUGAAGGAGGCAGAGGCAGAGCGUCAGCGCAAGCGCAUCCUGGAGCUGGAGGACAUGCAGGAGCGGCUCCAGGAGGCCCUGCAGCAGGAGGUGAAAGCGCGGCAGGAUGAGGAGUCCGUGAGAUACGCGCAGGCCAGGCUACUGGCUGAGGAAGAGGAGAAGCUGAAGCAGCUGAUGAAGCUGAAGGAGGAGCAGGAGGAAUACAUCAUCAAAACUCAGCGGGAGAAGCAAGUCCUCAAGCAGGAGAUGGAGAACAAGAACAAGUGUCUGGAAGAGGCGCAGAAGCAGCUGGAAGAAGUGAGAGUGAACAGGCAGCGGGUGGACCAAGACGUCAUGGCGGCCCAGCGGAAGCUGCGACAGGCCAGCACCAACGUCAAGCACUGGAAUGUCCAGAUGAACCGACUGAUGCACCCCAUCGGGCCGGGAGACAAGCGUACGAACGUGAGUGGAGGAGCCUUCGCUGGCUACCAGCCCCUCCUCUCCCGGAGAGAUUCCUCCCUCAAACUCAAGCAGAAAGUGGAGGAUAAAGGCAGCGACCCCACGAGGGACAACAGCAAGGAAAACGUGAGCAACGGUGGGAACAGCGGCGUGCCGCCGUCUCCAGAUGUGGACACCAUGGCCACAGAGCCCACCAACUAG